This is a messenger RNA of Hippopotamus amphibius kiboko, 4012 nucleotides long. It is a transcript of the gene CTC1, whose product is annotated as CST telomere replication complex component 1. Gene Ontology annotation, cellular component: CST complex. Gene Ontology annotation, biological process: positive regulation of DNA replication; telomere maintenance via telomere lengthening. The transcript is spliced from 23 exons. The coding region runs from base 27 to 3662 and encodes 1211 amino acids. Gene Ontology annotation, molecular function: single-stranded DNA binding; telomeric repeat DNA binding. The record is from RefSeq and is a predicted model, not a curated record. Lineage: Eukaryota; Metazoa; Chordata; Mammalia; Artiodactyla; Hippopotamidae.
CCAGGGGGUGAAGUCGCGGGCGCAUCAUGGCUGCCUGCCGGCUUGCGGCUCCUGGCUCCGAACAAGCCUGGCUUGAGGCUGCCCAGGCCUUCAUCCAAGAGACCCUGUGUCCACCUGGCAAGGAGCCUGAUGUCCAGUUGACAGAGUUGGUACUUGACUGUGUGAAGAGCUUCUGGUUGGCCCAGGGAAGGAACCAGGGUUUAACACUGCCCCUCAGCUACAGCUUUGUCUCAGUAAAGGACCUCAGGACCCACCAGCGCCUCCCGUGCUGCAGCCACUUGUCCUGGAGCAGUACUGCAUACCAGGCUUGGGCCCAAGAGGCUGGUCCACAUGGGGUCCCCCUGCCCCGGGAACGGCUCUUACUUUUAGGGACACUAACAGACCUAUCAGGGGACUUGAAACAAGAGUGCAGGAAUGGAAGCCUCUAUAUAAGAGAUAACACUGGUACCCUGGGCUGUGAGCUCAUAGAUCUGGACCUUUCUUGGUUGGGCCAUCUCUUCAUGUUCCCCAGCUGGAGUUACCUCCCUCCUACGAUGCAGUCCUCAGGAGAAGGGCACUUGGAGCUCUGGGGUACCCCUGUGCCAGUGUUUCCCUUGACCAUCAGUCCUGGCCCUCUUACUCCCAUCCCUGUUCUCUACCCAGAGAUGGCUUCCCGCCUGCUCAGGCACAGAAGCAAGCACAGAAAUGUGCAGCCAAACCUUGCCGGGGAGCUGAUUCGAUUGAGUGCUCUGGUGAAAAGUCAAAGGAAAGCUUACUUCGUCCUGUCUCUUGGCGGAUCAUCGCCAGCUGGCAGCCGUGUGUCUGUCAUCGUGCAGGUCCCUGCCCAGCUGGUGUGGCACCGAGCCCUUCGGCCUGGCAGGGACUAUGUGCUGACAGAGCUGCGAGUGUCCAAGCUCCCUGGUCACCGUCACCGGAUUUGGAUGACCAGUCCCUCCUCCCAGCUGUUGCUGCUGAAACCAGAAUGUGUGCGAGAGCUGGAACUGGAGCUGGACGGAGCCCCCUUGGAGGCUGACCCCCAGCCACUCCCCAUGCCCAGCAACCCCCAAGACAAGAAGUGUCCAGGGCCAGAGGCUCUUGUCCGGGACUCCAAACUCUUAUCAUACACGGGAAUGGUCACCGGCACGCUGAAUCAGCCUGCGGGCCUCUACGAGCUGGACGAGCAGCUGGGGCUCUGCCUCGCCUACCAGCAGUUCCGUGGCCUCAGGCGGGUGGUGCGACCAGGAGUCCAUCUGGAGCUCCAGGAUGUUCACCUCCUGCAGUUAAUGGGCGGGGGAACGAAAAGGCCCAUGUUAGCCCCCUGCCUCCGUGGCGCUGUUCUGCUUCGGGGCUUCUCUUGUCAGAUGCCUGAGACUCAGUCUUCCCACCGAGCCCCUGGGGCCUCCCUGUAUGAGCAGCUGGUGUGGGAACAUCAGUUAGGACUUCCCCUCUACCUGUGGGCCACCAAGGCCCUGGAGGAGUUGGCCUGCAAGCUGUGUCCCCACAUGCUGAGACACCGCCAGUUCCUGCAGCAUUCCUCGCCUGGGAACCCCAGCCUGGGACUGCAAAUCCUGGCUCCUACCUUGGAGGUUCUCAUUCCACCUGGCUGCCCCGGUCGGAGUACACACAGUGAGAUCCUUGAAGAGCCACAUCACUGUCCACUGCAGAAGUACGUUCGACUGCAGACUCCCUGCUCUUUCCCUACUCUGGCCGCCCUGAAAGAAGAAGGGAAGCGCAGGGCCUGGGCCUCCUUUGACCCUAAGACCCUUCUGUCCCUGCCAGAGGCUUCUCACCUGCCCAGUUGCCAACUCAAUCAGCGCCUGGCCUGGUCCUGGCUCUGUUUGCUGCCCUCGACCUUCCACCCGGCCCCGGUUCUACUUGGAGUUCUGGUGCCUUCAUCUCGUAAAGGAUGUCUGCGACUUCAGGACCAAAGUGGUUCCCUCCCCUGCCUGCUCCUGGCCAAGCCCUCACAGCCCCUCACUGACCCCGGGCUCAUAGGCUGCCUGGUGCGGGCAGAGAGGUUCCAGUUGGUUGUAGAAAGGAAUGUCAGAAGCAGCUUCCCCUCCUGGAAGGAGCUGAGCAUGACAGGCUUCAUCCAGAAGCAGCAGGCCAGAGUCUACGUCCAGAUUUUUCUGGCCGAUGCCCUGAUCUUGUCUGUGCCCAGACCUGUCCUUCACUCAGCCACCUCUUCAGCACCUCCUCGGACAGAGCCCUCCCUCCCAGAGGGUCCCUGCAUAGGACAGAGCCGGCUGUUCUUGCUGUCCCACAAGGAGGCACUGAUGAAAAGGAACUUCUGUAUCCCCUCAGGAGCCAGUUCGGAGGUGCCCAAGCCCACCCUCAGUUUCCACGUGCUAGGGAGCUGGCUUGGGGGCACCCAGAGGAAGGAGGGAACUGGAUGGGGCCCACCAUCCGAGCCUAGGGAAGAUGAAAACUCAGAUCAGAAGGUUCUCCUCAUCUUCCUCGGCUCCUCAGUCCGCUGGUUUGAGUUCUUGCACCCAGGGCAAGUGUACCGACUCAGGGCUCCUGGCCCUCCCACACCAAUGUUGUUCGAGGGCGGUGGUUCGUCCUGCACGUCGCGGCGUCCUCUGGAGCUGGCUGGCUGUGCCUCCUGCCUCACUGUCCGGGAGGAGUGGACCCUGGAACUCGCGAGCUCCCAGGACAUCCCAGAGGUGCUGGGUAUCAGCAGGGCACUGCCUGAAUCCUCUCUGACUGACCUGCUCAGUGGCAAUUGCACGGAUUCCUUGGUGUCUUUCUCAGCUGAGAUUUUGUCACAUGUCUGGAUGAAGCCUGGGAGUUCUGGGACCACGAGACAGUGUGUGAAGCUCACUGUAGCUCUGGAGACGGCCGACUGCGAAUUCCCCCCUCGCUUGGACGUAUAUAUCGAAGGCCCACACUUGCCUGCCCCACUGGGACUUCUUCCAGGAGCCCGAGUCUACUUCAAGCAGCUGGAGAGAAGGGUUUCCAGAUCUCACAACGUUUACUGUUGUUUCCGUUCGUCUACAUACGUGCAGGUCCUGAGCUUUCCCCCCGAUACCACAAUCAGUGCCCCGCUGCCCCACAUCUACCUGGCCGAACUUCUACAGGGUGACAAGGCCCCAUUCCGGGCCACUGCCUCUUGCCAUGUCGUUUCUGUCUUCAGCCUUCAGCUCCUCUGGGUGUGUGCUCAUUGUACCAGCAUCUGCCCGCAGGGAAGGUGUACUCGUCAGAGCCCCGCUUGCCCCACUCAGACGUCUAUAAGCCAGGCCAGCAUCAGGCUCCUGGUGGAGGAUGGGACUGCCGAAGCUAUGGUGACCUGUAGAAAUCAUCAAGUGGCAGCAGUACUAGGGCUGUAUCCCAGUGAGUGGACCUCCCUCCUUGAGUUUGUCCGAGGACCAGGGAGAGUGGCCUUGCAAUUUACAGGGCCUGGAGCCCAGCUUGAGCCCUCAGCCACGGUGGAGGAGCCCUUGACCCUCUUCCUCUGGACACUCUGUACCAGCUUCUCUGUCCUCCGUCCUAUUGUGCUUUCUUUUGAGCUUGAGAAGAAACCCUCCAAGAUCAUCCGGUUAGAACCUCCACGGCUACAGCGAUUCCAGUGUGGGGAGUUUCCAUUCCUGACUCGUGUGAAUCCCAGGAUCCAGCUGUCAUGUCUCUCUAUCCAGGAGCCUGAGCACCCCAGUGCCCUGGGGGCCUUAGUUUCCUCCUGCUAACCGGAACAGCAGUAGCCUAAAAGUUCUUCCUGCCCUGCUGGAAACUUUGAGGCCUGGGCUCAGAUCUUCUCCCUUGUCAUGGCCCCUGGCUUCUCUGUGAUUGAACCAGGACCCCAGAUCCCUGGAUUCACAAAAGGCUACCCUACUGUUAUUUCUCCUGUGUUCCCAUGCCAGCCUGCUCCGAGGAAUUUGUGGAAACAGGCAAAUCAUGGUGCAGUUGCUAUUUCCUCUCAGGUUGGUGUCAAGGCACCUGUACUCACAGGUGGCCCUGAGCACCUGGAUUCUGUCUUUGUGUCAGGGACUUGCCCCUUGUGGGGAUGCUCGUGACAGGCCCCUUGGUCUACAGUAAA